This is a messenger RNA of Corythoichthys intestinalis (scribbled pipefish), 3634 nucleotides long. RefSeq names its product TCDD-inducible poly(ADP-ribose) polymerase (gene tiparp). NCBI's taxonomy places the organism in Eukaryota, Metazoa, Chordata, Actinopteri, Syngnathiformes, Syngnathidae. Gene Ontology annotation, molecular function: NAD+-protein mono-ADP-ribosyltransferase activity; zinc ion binding; NAD+ poly-ADP-ribosyltransferase activity. The record is from RefSeq and is a predicted model, not a curated record. Bases 479 to 2575 code for a protein of 698 amino acids. The transcript is spliced from 7 exons. Gene Ontology annotation, cellular component: nucleus.
CGAUAGCUACGAAGGCCGUAAGGAAGCCUCGCGCCAGCCGAAGGAACAUCGUUCUAACUAAUGCGGGGAAGCUAAGCUAGCAAGUGGGUGAUAGAAAGCAGCGCCUGGUGCGGUGGUCUUUUGUCGCUGUUCCGCCGCAGUGAGUGUGUGUGUGUGAGAGAGAGUGCUUAUGCGUUUGUGUGUGUGGUCGGCUACGUGCAAAGUUGCGCGGGGGCCGCGAUGAGUACGGGGCACGUAGACAACCCGGGGCUGCGUAUCGGACUCCCGUGAUCAAAAUACAACGUCCCAAGAGGGAGAGAAGGGGGUAGUUCGGUGUCACAGCCUUGAUUUUAUCCCUCUUUCUUGGAGGCACAAGACCCAUUAUUUGUAUAAGCAUUCAGAUUGCUCGAAUAAAAGCGGCAUUAUUAUACAGUUAUCACAAGAUGAACGAAGCUGGUGAUUGUGACUCCCACCCCUUCACAUGAAUUAGGACCGCAAGAUGGAUAAAACUUUGCACAUUCUUCAGAAAUCUGCAGACGGCGUGCCGACUGGGAUUUCGUUGGAUGUGAGUUUAAACGUGGAUGAUGGGGAGGACUUCACGGAACAAUCAAUUGUGGGACUUUCGGACAAAAUACCUCUGGUGAAACCUUAUUUCAAAAAGAAGCAGAGGAAAAUAGACCCCAAAUGCCUUCACCGCGCCUUGGAGGAGCCCAUCCUGACCACUCUGCUCAGCGGCGACAUGCCGGGGGACGGCGUGUUUGUGCCGCGGAGUCAGGCUGGACGCACGCCGGGGAACCUGUGCGCGGCAGUUGCGGCCAAACAGAACUGUAUUGGCCCGGUGUGUGGACUUAAAGAAUCGCCGGCUUCAGACACCGCCUCUGCUGCCGGGACGGGAGAUGUGGAGAUGGCUGAUACUACUGCGGAGCUGGAGGAGACUGAGCGGAGAGGGGAGCGACCCAAGGCAAGCCUCAGGGCUGCGGGGACCACGGGAAAAAUAACGCCAGCCAGCAGGGAUGUACUUCCCAUUGUCGCACCACCGGCUACUCACCAGGAGGAAGCCAUCAAAAGCAAUGACCUCUUAACGCACACCAACACCACCCCUGCUAAAGACUGCACUAGCCUCCGGGACACCCUCCCCCCACUCCUGCAAGCCCAGCAGCUUGACAAAGGAGUGAUUUUUCAGGAUAAAAGUGAAGAGGCCUCCCUGGACUUGGUGUUUGAGCUGCUGACCCAGCUUCAGUAUCACACACACCAGUCAGACUCUGUGGACAUUUGUGUGGAUUUCCUCCAAGGACAAUGUGUGUACGGCAGUGACUGUGCCCACCACCACACGGUCCUGCCUUACCACUGGCAGAUCCGCAGAAGUGACACUCAGACGUGGCAAAGCAUAGCGGAUGAAUCCCAGGAACAGCUGGAGAGACUUUACUGCAACCCGGACAAUGACCAAGUCAGGCUCAAGUACCAGGGCUCCGUUUUUUCCCUGGACUUUGGAGCCAUGCGGGUUUGUGACCUAAAGUUUGACCGUGUCCGGCGUCUGACCACUCCCACGAAUCCACUCACCAUGCCCUCGCCGAACCCAAGCCCCACCCCUAGCUGUCACACAGUGUGGAAGUACUACUGCAGAGACAACUUUGGCUGGAGGGAAUACUCAGAGCCGGUGGUAAAGCUCAUAGAAAAGGCAACACUGAGGGGUCUCAAGGAGGUCCGAUUCAUCACGCUCCAGAACCAAUAUAUCCUAAACAUAAGGGAGGGCUUCCAGCAGAAUGCCAUGUUUGGGUUCAGGCGUCAGAUCAAGAAGCGGCCCAUGUUCAUGUCUUCGGUGAUGCUCGCACCCCACCUAGAGACUUUGGGUGGAACCUCUUCAACUUUACUGUCCAGCUCUUCCUCCUCUUCGUCAUCUCUCUCAUCGAUGGAUGUCAUGACGUCGCAUCCACUCUCCCCAACGACCGCCAACCCACCAAGCCUUUUCCCAGAGACGUGGUUGCCCAUGGCAGUGAACCAGGACUUCCUACAAGUGCCUGUGUCCCGCGACGACCGCAGCUACAGGACCGUGUACAGCUUGUUCCACAAAACGGUGGCUGAAACCAAGUUUAGGAUCAUUAAGAUACUUCGGGUGCAAAACCCCUUUCUUUGGGAGAAGUACAAAAGGAAGAAGGAGUACAUGUCCAGGCGUAUGACCGAGAUGGACCGGUUGCUGAGCGAGCGUCACCUCUUCCAUGGGACCUCGGCAGACGUGGUAGAAGGCAUCUGCAAGCACAACUUCGACCCACGUGUCUGCGGCAAACACGCUACCAUGUUUGGCCAGGGUUCCUACUUUGCCCGAAAGGCCGUUUACUCGCACAACUUCUCCAAGCGCUCACCCAAAGGAGUCCACUGCAUGUUCCUGGCCAAAGUGCUCACUGGCAGGUUUACCGUAGGAAACCCUUCAAUGCGGCGACCACCGCCCAUCAACCCCCGUGAUGCCUCCAGUGACCUGUAUGACUCCUGUGUGGACAACUGGGUGGACCCUCAGAUCUACGUCAUCUUCAAUGACGAUCAGAGCUACCCGUACUUCAUUAUUCAUUAUGAGGAGGUACCUAGCACUGUAGCCCUCUGAGCACACUUUGUUUUGGACCGCUCGGGUGUUUAUCCUCUUCCAACACCACCCAAUGGCUUAAAACACAUUCUGAGAGACAAUUGCAAAGGAAGCUGUCAACUGGAUACGACUGGACCGUUGAGGGACAACAAUCUAUGUGACUCCCUCAGUACGUUCACAUGCACUGGAUGUAGCCAAUGAAUGUGUGAAUUUAUACGUGUCAACAUUGGAAUUUGAUUAAAACUAUGAAUUGCUCCUUUUAUACAUCAAUUCACAUUUAAUUCAUAAGAGUGCUUCCAAGGAACCACCAAUGGAAGAAUGUGUGCAUGUAAACGUACUGAGUGUUCAGAGGUGGAUGGCAGCUGGCAACUGUUGCACUUGGCUGGAGUCUUAAACCAUGUUUACUUAAUGAGAACUUUCAAGAAAAUCAAACAUGACAAACAUUUUGAUGUAGUCAUACAGCUGUAAAUGAACACAGUCUCAUUGCAGCUCACACUGUAGUAGGUGGUUGGCAUCUUUGACUUCAGUUUUUCAAGGAGAUAGCAGCCAACCGGCAGAGGCUUCCAAUAACUUGGACCAAAAGAAAAAAAAGUGUGUUUUCCCAGCUGCUGGCCUGUAUGUUUUUCGAGUUUCAAGUCAAGUGUUGCGUGUUUCUAUUUAGUGAAGAUGAAUCUCGGGGCCUCUUCAACCGGUCAACGGACGUGAGCUUGAAUAAGACUUUUCCAAAUGGACAUCUAUGUACUGUAAACCUUCAGGCAGAGGACUCAUACCAAGUUACAACUGUUCCUUGCUGGCGUUGUUGCCUUGGCGCCCUCCGUUUUGCUUUCGAAAGGGGGAAUCGAAUUGAAGUGAAUAGCCUUCAUGCUGAGGCUGCAGCAAUGAAACGUAUCUCCCUUCUCCCUCUUUCUGUCUCUCUUUCUGACUGACUGUUAGUGUUUAAACAGUAGACAAGUUUGAUUGAGACAAACUGUACAAAUGUUCUCUGUUUAUAUUUGAACUUGUGUGCCUUUUGUUCAUAAAAAUGUUUAUUUAUGUUAGUUUAAUGUUACAUUGAUUGAAUAAAAAAUGAAAAAGCAAAUA